Messenger RNA from Cavia porcellus (domestic guinea pig), 8150 nucleotides. It is a transcript of the gene Kif6, whose product is annotated as kinesin family member 6. Lineage: Eukaryota; Metazoa; Chordata; Mammalia; Rodentia; Caviidae. Gene Ontology annotation, biological process: microtubule-based movement. The record is from RefSeq and is a predicted model, not a curated record. Bases 135 to 2393 code for a protein of 752 amino acids. The transcript is spliced from 20 exons. Gene Ontology annotation, cellular component: kinesin complex; microtubule. Gene Ontology annotation, molecular function: ATP binding; microtubule motor activity; ATP hydrolysis activity.
CUGCCGCAGUGCUUUUUGGGUAGUAUCCCUAGUUACUGUUGCUAAGGCUACGGGUCACAGAAGACGGUGAGAGUAAGAAGUUUAGCAAGGGAGACCUCAGCGAGAGGUCAAGGGUCAGUCAGAGCAGGAAGGAGAUGGUGAAGCAGACUAUCCAGAUUUUCGCAAGGGUAAAGCCCCCUGCCCGGAAGCAACAACAAGGGAUUUAUUCCAUAGAGGAAGAUGAAAAGUUAACACCUAGCUUGGAAAUUAUCUUACCACAUGACUUGGCUGACGGAUUUGUGAAUAAUAAGCGAGAAAGCUACAGAUUUAAGUUUCAAAGGAUUUUUGAUCAUGAUGCAAAGCAAGAGAUCAUUUUUGAAAACAUUGCCAAGCCAGUCGCUGAGAGUGUCCUGGCAGGGUACAACGGUACCGUCUUUGCCUACGGGCAGACAGGAAGUGGCAAGACCUUCACUAUCACGGGUGGAGCCGAGCGCUAUAGCGACAGAGGGAUCAUCCCAAGGACGCUGUCCUACAUUUUCCAACAGUUGCAGAAGGAUAGCAGCAAAAUAUACACAACACACAUUUCCUACUUGGAAAUCUACAACGAGUGUGGUUACGAUCUGCUGGAUCCAAGACACGAAGCCUCCAGAUUGGAAGAUUUGCCGAAAGUGACAAUUUUGGAGGACCCCGAUCAGAACAUUCACCUGAAGAACCUGUCUCUUCAUUCGGCAACGACAGAAGAGGAAGCUCUGAAUUUGCUUUUCUUAGGAGACACCAACAGAAUGAUCGCAGAGACGCCUAUGAACCAAGCUUCAACCCGUUCCCACUGCAUCUUCACUGUUCAUUUAUCCAGCAAGGAGCCCGGAUCGGCCACCGUCCGGCACGCCAAGCUCCACCUGGUUGACCUGGCUGGCUCCGAGCGAGUGGCCAAGACCGGAGUGGGGGGCCAGCUUCUCACCGAGGCCAAGUACAUCAACCUGUCGCUGCAUUACUUAGAACAGGUCAUCAUCGCCCUUUCGGAGAAGAACCGCUCGCACAUUCCCUACAGGAACUCCAUGAUGACCAGCGUCCUCAGGGACAGCUUGGGAGGGAACUGCAUGACCACCAUGAUCGCAACACUGUCCUUAGAGAAGAGGAACAUUGAGGAGUCAAUAUCUACCUGCAGGUUUGCACAACGGGUGGCCCUCAUCAAGAAUGAAGCCAUCCUUAACGAAGAAAUUGACCCCAAGCUGAUGAUUAUUCGCCUGCAGAAGGAAGUCCAGGACCUGAAGGAAGAACUGGCCAUUGCCACCGGGGAGCAGAGGACAGAGGCGCUCACCGAAGAGGAGCUCCUGCAGCUGGAAAUACUGAUAACAUCCUUUUUGGAAGACCAGGAUCCAGAGAGCAGACUAGAGGUUGGCGCUGAUAUGCGUAAAAUUCACCACUGUUUUCAUCAUUUAAAGAAACUUCUGAAUGACAAGAAGGUCCUCGAGAAGGAUGCAGGUCGCUCCGAGGCCGAGCGCCAGGACAGCCAAGAGCCCCGGAGAGAGGGAGAGUACAGAAAGCUCCAGGACACACUGAAGCAGAGAGACAGCGAGAUCAAUAUUCUGGUCAACAUGUUAAAGAGGGAAAAGAAGAAAACUCACGAUGCUGGCCACUUACCCAGCAUGGACAGAAGUGAGCCCAGACCCUGCCAGGCCUCUCCCGCCCCGUCCAGGAGCCCACAGGGAGGACAGAGGACGUCACCAUCCUGGGCUCCAGCUCAGGCCCAGGACUCCGGCGUUUCCGGGUACAGAUCCAGUUUGCUGCACAGGAAAACAGGGACGAGAGAGGAAAUGUCCUUAGGACGCCAGGAGGCUUUUGAAAUCUUCAAGAGAGACCACGCUGACAGCGUCACCAUUGAUGACAACAAACAGAUUCUGAAACAGAGAUUUUCUGAAGCAAAAUCCCUGGGAGAAAGUAUAAAUGAAGCAAGAAGGAAAAUCGGUCACCUGAAGGACACCAUCACGCAGCGGCACGUGCAGCAGGUGGCCCGAGGACUCUCGGAAAACAGCACCGCGUCGCGGGGGCCAGACCCACAGGAGGAGCAGCUCCGGCUGCAGCUGGAGGAGGAGAAGAGGAGGUACAAAACAAUGUUCACACGCCUCAAAGCCCUGAAGGUGGAGAUCGAGCACCUGCAGCUGCUCAUGGACAAAGCCAAGGUCAAGCUGCAGAGAGAAUUCGAAGCCUGGUGGGCAGCAGAGGCCAGCAGCCUGCAGGUGCGUUCUCCAGCCGCGGAUCCACUGGGUCCAGGGAAGCUUUUUCCCCCGACCACCGAGCCCCAGCCGGACUGGACCCAGCUCCUGGCUAACCGAAGAGCCCAUGCUACAUGCCCCUGCCACCUCCAUCCGUUGGGCCAGGAGCAGCCAGAAGAGAGGCCACGGCUGCACAAGUAAGGCGACUGUCUCUGUCUGCCACCCCAGAGCCACCUGGCCCUCAGCUUUGAAGGCCUGCUGAGGCCUCACCUUGGAAGCAUGCAGCAGAGUCUUGAAAGCACAGAGGCGCCAAUGGCGUCCCAACUGCGAGGUGAGGAACCCGCACUGGGCUCCCCUUGGAUGCAGGAGAUGCUCUGAGCCGAUCGCCCCAGGCGAGGCAGGAAGAGAACCUUGGCCAGGUCCCAGCCAGCCCUCCCCCAGACUCACAAGGUCGUCAGGAUCCAGGAGCCCGAGUGCUACAGCCAGGAGCUGUCAGAGGAGCCGUGACCGCCAGGUGUCCUGUGCGCUGGGUGGGAACAGAGAAAGACUCCGCGUGGAAAUGAAGAGGAGCCUAGUGAAGGGGCCUCAGAGAGCCAACGAGCCCGCAUCACCACACAGAAAUGUGCAACAGUGAGCCGCAAGGUGUGUGCAAACCUGAAACUUCUGUAACUUACAGACACCAAAGAAGGCUCAUCCAGAGCAGGACAGGCCCGCCGCGGAGCCCUCGCGCCAGGCAGCAACUCCCGCGGUGCCACCUUGCUUGCCGGGCCAGAAACACAGCCCGGGGGUCCUUCUCAGCCCAGGGAGCCAGCGGCCCUGUGUUCUGUUUGGCUCAGGGGGUGCCUUAAAUAGCAGUAUCCAUUCAUAGAGAAAAGAACUGAUCAGUUAGACUUCAUUUACAUUUUAGAUGCUGCUUUGUUAAAGAAAGGAAAGGCGACCUGGGAUUGGUAGUGCAGGCCUGAAAUCCCAGUACUCCCAUGCAGCAGGACUGCGGUUCAAGCCCAGCCCGGGCAGUUUGGUGACUUCGUGAAAACCCGUCUCAAAAUUAAAAAGGGCCGGGGAUGUUUACAGCUCAGUGCAGCGGCCCUGGGUUCAGUCCCCGGGACCACAAGAAAGAGACAGGAAGGACGCAAAGGAGAAGGGAGAACAUAGCUGCAGAGCAGGCACAAUACCUGCAAACUCACAUCUGCAAAGCACUGACUGCAAACACCGCGGGGGGUGAGGUCAACAGUUAGGAAAUAACUGAGUUAUUUCACUCCGCGGAGGGAAAGAGCCUAACCACCCCUUGGCCACUGGGACACAGAUGGCAGAUAACUGUGGGACCAGGGGCUCAGCACUCUGCACUGGGGACUCGCAGCUGAUUAAAACAAGGAGGUAGCACUGAGCCCACCAGGCCCCCUCGCAGGCCCCCUCCUCCUCCAAAGGCCUGGGCAGCGGGACUCCCACACGUGACCCUCACCACCGCAGAGGGGCAAUGCCAAGCUCAGCCCCCUCCAACAGGGAAACUGAGCCCCGCAAAGGAGAGACUGUUUUAACAGCGUUGCUAAUAACAUAAAGCCCUCACAGUGACAUCCAGGGCCCAAGCCCCACAUGUGAUGGCUCUUUCACCUCCUCCCACCCGCUCCCUGCCUCUCCUCUGUCCCUUCUCUCCCUCGCACCUUCCUCCCACCUCUGUCUCCUCCUCCCAUGCAGCCUUCCCAUGUCCCUGUCCCACGAGCCAGGGUGGCCGUGUGUCCAUGCAGCUGCCUCGGAACAGGUCCAAGGCCCUGAGGCCCAGGCACUCCUGAGACACCCAGGGUCAGCUUCCCGCUGCUCCCAGGGUGGGGCCCCUCCUGGGCCAACCUCACGCACACCACAGAGAAGGCUGCGGUGCAUGGUGCUGGACAUGGCUCUUCCCACAGCGUGGCCUUGGGCCAGAAGCUUCUCACACUGAGGUCCCUCGCCUCAUCUGUAAGAUGCACGGGGUCCCCCAACACUGCCACCCUGUGAGCAGGUGAACAGUCGGGCCCAUGACUGCUUCCGCCUGAACUCCAGGCCAUUGGUUGCUGACACAGACACAGGGCCCCCAGAGGCCACAGGGACACUCGGCUGGGCAGCCAGGGGCCUCCCCCUCAGCAGCGCUGCACCAAGAGGUGAUAAUUCAUUCCACAGCUGACAUGCUCCCCCUCCAGAAGGACAUCAGUGAAAGGGCAUUCGGUGUCAUGGGAAGGCAGAGGUCACGGUGCCUCCCUGCCCAGGCUCUCCAGGAAGCUCCGAGCAUGCGGGAUGUCUCCAUCUGCCCCGUGGCAGCCACACUUUCUGCCCUCCCGGGUCCAUUCCACUUUCUCAUCUGCCAGCUUCUAGUCCUCAGCAGGUUGGCAGCUGUGAACUGCCCCGCAAUCUGAAAAGGUCCCCACCGCUACACACUGAGCUCAUGAGUCACGGAUUCCCACCUGACCUUGGCCUUCUCAGCUGGAACCGAGGCACCUUCGGGGGGAGCACCUCCCUGCUCCCCUCUCCAGACCUGCUGCCCCAGGGACCACCAGGAAUCCUGAGAAACAGUCACUGCUCUCCAAAAACCAGCAGGCAGGGCCUGCCACCUUGUGGCGGCCUCCGGUCCUGCCACAGCCCUCAAAGAUCCAGCACAGAGCAGGGGCCUCUCUCUCUGAGUCCAGGGGACAGUGCCCGCCCUGCUAGGAGAUGACAGGUGGGGUCUUCUGGUUUCCCCUCCUGUUUGUCUGACCCACAGCUCUGAGCCCAGGGUCAGGGGCCCUGCAUGUGUGCAUAGCCGAGAUGGAAGGGGGCAGCAGGCUGGAACUGGGGACCUGGGGACACAGGUGGUGACCUGCGGGGAGGACUUGGCAAAGCCAGCUCACCUGUCUCUCACAGGGCCCACCUCUCAGCCUGGCCCGAUGUCCCCACCUGUGAAAGGACGUCUGAUGGGCCAUCUCCUGGGCCUCGUCCAGCUCUGAGCUGGCCCCCACGUGGGACCAUCCCAGAGCGAGGACAGCGCAGCUUAGCAUGAGUGCCGCGUCCUUACCACCUGCUGCCAGGUGCCACUCCACUCGGCCCACAGGGCUGAGGCUGCGGGCAGCAGUGCCCCUGGGAGCCCACCGGGCCUCCUUGGGGUGCGGAGCGAGCGGUGCCUAAGCUCCGAGGCAUCACAGAGCUGCCUCGAGCUCUGUCCCACCACCAAGCAGAUUCUCUCCACACCGGGAGGCACCUGGGUCCCGGCCCGGUGACACCCUCUGCCUGCCGCGCAAAGGACCGGUGCACGGUGCUGGCACGCGGACGGGGGCUUUUCAGCUUCAGCAGCCAAACCUGCGCCCCACAGCAGAAGUCAGCGUGGAAACGGCGCUCGCUCCUGGCUCUGUGUCCUGCCUGCGCUCACAUUCAGCCUCUUCAUUCCCAGCAAACGCUUCUCUCCCCAGCCCUCAGCUCCAAGGGCAGGAGCUGGCAGCUCCAGGAGCAGGCGGAAGAGGCAGGGCGCUCUCUGCCGUCUCCAAGGUCACUCCAGCCCUUCCCAAAGGCUGUGUCGCCACGGCCAAAUCAGCCCCCAGACACUGCCCCUGAUUACCAUCACCUUGGGGCUCAGGUGCAGCACAGAUGACUCGGUUCCCAGUGAGGCUUCCCACCUGCCCUCCCUCUUGGAGGACACAGGACAGAGGCUGACACCACCUUCCUGCUGUGUUUAGAUGGACGGAUAGACAGGAAGGCGCACAGACAGGCAGCUAGACAGACGGAAAGGCAGACAUGCAGACAGACAGGCAAACACAGACAGAAAGGAGACAGACAGGUGGACACCACGCUCUGACUUCUAUUCCUUUUCUUCUUUUUUUUUUAACACCAAGUACAUUUAUUAGAGAAAAAAUAAAGUGUGGAAAUACCCUCAUAUCUGUCCUUGAGAAAUUAGAAAUAAGAGACAGAACAAAACCAAAAAUGAAUAGAAGAAAAUAAAGAUCAGAAGACAACCCCCUAUCAAAUUGCCAACAUCAUUUUUCAUAUAGAUUAACAUUUUGAUUCUUACAUUUCUGGAAAAAUAGAAAAGCCUCAGAAUUAGUCUAAACAACUUUGAUAAAGGAACAGAAUUAGAGCUCCAACCCUCCCCAAGCCCAUGACUGAUCCCAGAGUUACGGCAAUCAUGACAAAACGGCCUUGAUAUCAAGGUAGACAAACUCCAGAGUACCAAUUUAAAGUCCCAAAAUAGAUAUCACGUAACAGACAAUUGAUUUCUGGCAAAGAUGCAAAAGCAAUUAAGUGGAGAAAAGACUGCACCCUCAAUAAAUAUACUGGAGCACCUGGAUAUCCACACGCAAAACCCCAAACCGUACGGCACAUCCAGCAUUUCUUAAGACAGCCGAGAGUCAACUGGAAAUGGCGCGCAGUGGGUUAGAGUGAAGGCAGGUGUGGCCUGAGUCGUUGCUUAGCUAAAGGCAUUUUCUCUGGGACAAAAUACAUGUUUUUUCUUAUCAUGCUAAUGAAACAAUAUGGUGUUUAUUCACGUAUGACAUGUUUAUUUCACUGAGAAGUAUGUCCUCAAGGCACAUCCAUUUACCUAUAAAAAUAUCCACUUUAUCAUGAUUUAUGGCUGAAUAGUAUUCCAUUAUAUAGAAAUACCACAUCUUUUUUGGCCCAUUGCUCUGCCAAUGGGCAUUUAGAUUGUUGCCAAGAUGUGGCUGUUAUUAACCAUGUUGGUAUAAACAGGGGUGCACAUACAUCAUUCUGGUAUGAUGUUUUUCAUUUGGGGAGACGGUGCCCAGAAAGGGAAUAGCUUGGUCAAAUGGGACCUCCAAUUCUAGGUUUUUUUGAGGACUCUCCACUAAUUUCCAUAGUGGUUGCACCAGCCUGCACUCCCACCAACAGUGGAGAAGGGUUCCUUUCCCCCCACAGCCCCUCCAGCAUUUGUUACUGGUUGAUUUCUUAAUACUAGCCAUUCUCUCGAGUGACCGGUGCUGUUGAACAUUUUUUCACAUAUUUAUUUGCUGUUCAUAUUUCUUCAUCUGAGAAAUGCGUGUUCAUCUCAGAUGCUCAUUUUUGGAUUGGGUUUUUAAAUCUGGGAGGACUGAAUUUUUUGAGUUCUUUAUACAUUCUUGAUAAUAAUCCUUUAUCUGAGGAACGGCUGGCAAACAUCUACCACGUUGUGGGUUCUGUCUUCACUUUUGUUGAUGAUUUCUCUUGCUGUGCAAAACUUGUCAGUAGGAUGCGAUCCCAUUUGUUGAUUCUUGUGAUAAGUUCUGUGUACUCUGGGUUUUAUUCAUAAAGUCUUUGCCUACACCAGUGUCUUCAAGAGUUUUACCUACUCCAGCAGAUUUAAUGUUUCUGUUUUGAUAUUAAGAUCUUUAAUCUAUUCUGAUUUUAGCUUAGUAUAUGGUAAAAGAUGUGGGUCCAGUUUUAAUCUUUGACAUGUGAAAAGCCAGUGUUUCCAAUACCAUUAAUUAAAGAGGCUGUCUUUCUUCCAGGGAAUAUGUUUGGUACCUUUGUCAAAGGUAAGGUAGCUUAGUGUGUCUGCAGUUAUUUCUGCAUCUUCUAAUCUAUUCCAUUGAUCUUUAGGUCCAUUUUUGCCAGUACCACACUGUUUUUACCACAGUAGCUUUAUAGUAUAAUUUUGAUUCAAGGAUUGUGAUGCCUCCUGUCUUGUUUUUCUUGCCGAGGAUUGCCUUUGCUAUUCUAGAUCUCUUCUGAUUCCAAAUAAAUUUUAGGACUGUGAUAUAUGCUAUUGGAAUUUUGAUUGGGAUUGCAUUGAAUCUGUAUGACAGUUUUGGAGAUAGGGCCUUUUUCACCAUAUUGGUUCUUCCUGCCCAAAGAGCAUGGAUGUCUCUCCAUUUUCUAAUAUCCUCUUCAAUCUCCUUUUUCAGAGUACUGUAAGCUCUUUUACAUCUUUCAUUAGAUUGAUCCCUAAGUAUUUCAUUUUUUGGAUGCUAUUAUAAAAUGUAUUAUUUCCCUGAUAUCUCUCUCAGUGAGUUUGUUAUUUAUAUGUAA